This is a messenger RNA of Mandrillus leucophaeus (drill), 954 nucleotides long. RefSeq lists its product as uncharacterized. The coding region runs from base 1 to 864 and encodes 287 amino acids. The transcript has 3 exons. The record is from RefSeq and is a predicted model, not a curated record. NCBI's taxonomy places the organism in Eukaryota, Metazoa, Chordata, Mammalia, Primates, Cercopithecidae.
AUGCCCACGGUGCUCCCUAACUGGCAGCAGUGGAGCCCCAAGUGGAGACAAUGGGAAAGAGUUCCACUCUGUUCCUCACCCAGGCCUGAUCCACAGCUCCAGAGCCCUGCUGUGGCAGCCGUCUGUCCCUUCUCCUCCGAGGCAUGUAGGUGGCCAGCAGAGCGCUUAAGCAGGGUGAGGACGGGACCUCCAUCUGGAACGCCCCAGACCCAGCCGCAGCCCCAGCAGCCUCUACUCUCAGUAGGCUUGGGUUCCCCACAAGCGCCCUGUAGACAGGGCCUGAGCUGGUCCUCCCCAGGCCUUGCCCGCCUCUCCAGGUACAGCGCUGGCUCCCUGCUCCUGGAGGGUGGGGCCAAAUCUGGGAUAGAUGGGGCUCCAGGCCAACGGCAGCUGGGGCUCAGUGCCCAGGACUGUGGCAGGAAGCACCAAGGCUUCCCUAGCCCCCUCCUCACACCCACCAAGCCUUCUGGCCCUAUCCCAGGUGGGGCCCUACCCCUCCCCAUUCCCAGGAACUGGGGGAGGCCAAGCUGUCAUUUAUCCAUCCUGUCCCAUCUCUCCCUUCCUCCCGCUUCCCACUCCCCUGGCAACCAAACCAGACCCAUCAAGGAGAAGGAACUGGCAGCUGUGCAGGGAGAGACUAAUGGCCCGGAAGGAAGGAGGGGCCUGGAGAGGAGACGAAGGCGGUCCCAUCUGAGGCAGACCUGUCUCACAGGAGAGUGCUGGAGUCCCCGGCAGCAGCAGCAUCCCCAGCCCUAUGGUUCCUGGCAAACCCAGCAGACCUCAGCAACCCGGCUCCUGCAGAUGAUCCGAACUGCCUCUGUCCACUCCUGGGCAGGUUGUGCUUGCAUUCUGGAAGCUGUUUGACAUACAAAGGCCAGAUAUCAGCCUUCCCGCUAACUCUGGGGUAGGGGAGGUGUGGUGGGGUGUGUGAUUGUGUGUGUAUUUGUGUGUAUG